AUGAAAGAAUCAUCCGAUGACGGAAAACAGAAAUUCCAGGAGGUGGCAAUAGGUUCCGACAGGUCUCCGGCUGAUCAAUUUAGACCGCUUCAGUCGGUUUUUAGGCGCCGGCUUCUUACAGGAGUUGGCACGGCUUCUCUAGUCUCUUUGGGUGCCAAUUUCGGCGGCAUUACAAGCUUUCUUCUAGGCUUUUCCCCAGAGACUGCUCGAAAUCUCAAGUUGGAUGCUCUUUAUCCUGUUGGAGGAUAUAGUCGAUAUAUUGACAGUAGUGAAGGAUUUGAAUUUAUAUACCCAGGAAGUUGGUUAGGAGAUCAAAGGCUAUUAUAUCGAGCAGCCAGGAAGCUCGAAAGAUCACUCGAUCCACCACCACUGAGCGGUGGUGGUAAGCCGCGGAGGACAGUAAACGAGCCCGUGGUUGCAUUUGGUCCACCGGGAUCAAAUGGGGAGUUAAAUGUUAGUGUGAUUGUCUCACCAGUUCCCAUUGACUUCUCGAUCGAGGCAUUUGGAGGAGCAAAAGAGGUGGGAGAAGCAGUGGUCAGGACAAUCACAGCAUCAACCAAACUCACAGAUGUCAAAGGAACAUUAACAGAGUCAAGUUUGAGACAGGAUUCACAAAGAAAAGUUAACUACUAUAAGCUGGAAUUCAGAGUCGAAAGCUCAAUGUUUCGCCGACACAAUGUCGCCGUAUGUUGUGCCUGCAAGGGAAGACUGUUCACUUUAAAUGCACAGACUCCUGAAUCUGCUUGGCCGCAAUUGAAAUCAGACUUCUAUAAAAUUGCUGAUUCUUUUCGUCUAACUAAUUAG
This is a messenger RNA of Fraxinus pennsylvanica, 804 nucleotides long. The record is from the annotation of a GenBank genome assembly. Lineage: Eukaryota; Viridiplantae; Streptophyta; Magnoliopsida; Lamiales; Oleaceae.